Mytilus californianus (California mussel) is the source of this 2820-nucleotide messenger RNA. RefSeq names its product aminopeptidase N-like. Gene Ontology annotation, molecular function: metalloaminopeptidase activity; zinc ion binding; peptide binding. The transcript has 20 exons. Gene Ontology annotation, biological process: peptide catabolic process; proteolysis. Lineage: Eukaryota; Metazoa; Mollusca; Bivalvia; Mytilida; Mytilidae. Gene Ontology annotation, cellular component: cytoplasm. The coding region runs from base 1 to 2358 and encodes 785 amino acids. The record is from RefSeq and is a predicted model, not a curated record.
AUGGAGUUUUCUGGACCAUUGCAAAAUGAAGAUUUAUCUGGAUUGUAUUAUAGUAGUUACAUGGAGGGUAGUGACGAAAGAUAUAUGGCAAUCACCCAGUUUCAACCAACAGAUGCUAGGAAGGCUUUCCCUUCGUUUGAUGAACCAGCUCUGAAAGCCACAUUUAACAUUACCCUGGAGAGACGAAACGAUGCCGUGUCAGACAUGAUAACGUUAUCAAAUAUGCCAAGGAUUGAUACAGUACAAAGUUCUGAUGGAUAUUUAGCUGAUAUAUUCGAGAAGACCGUUGUUAUGCCAACUUAUCUUUUGGCAUUUGCAGUUUGCGAUUUUCCACAUAAAGUUAACACUACCAAAUAUAAUCACACGUUCAGGACAUUUGCCAGGAAGGAGUAUAUAGAACAUACCAACUACUCCUUGUGGGUUGGUAGCAGACUUCUAGAUGAAUUCGAAGACUAUUUUGAAAUUGAGUAUCCGUUACCAAAAUUAGAUAUGAUCGCUAUACCUGACUUCUCUGCUGGAGCUAUGGAAAAUUGGGGUCUUGUUACGUACAGAGAAAGUAUAAUGUUUUACCAUCCUGACAUAUCCACAGUCAGUCAGCAUAUCUUUACAGCAAUUGUUGUCUCACAUGAAUUAGCUCACAUGUGGUUUGGAAAUCUAAUAUCCCCAAAAUGGUGGGACGAUUUAUGGCUGAACGAAGGCUUUGCGACAUUUUUUGAGUAUGUUGGUGUAGAUUUGGUGGAAACGGACUGGGAUAUGAUGAACUACAUGGCAUUAGACUGCAUACAGUAUUCCUUUGAUACAGACAGCCUUGAAAGUUCUAGACCUAUAUAUCAACAAGUAUGGACACCAAAUGAUAUCAAUAAUAUCUUUGACGUCAUUACAUACUAUAAGGGAGCCUCUGUCAUUCGAAUGAUGUGGUUUUUCCUUGGAAAAGAAAACUUCCGUCGAGGACUUCGGGAUUACAUAAGAAGAAGAGAAUAUGGUAGCGCACAGCAUGACGAUCUGUGGAUGGCAUUAUCAAAUGAAUCGAAAGCUAAUGGUACUAAUAUAGAUGUCAGAAGAGUGAUGGAUACAUGGGUAGAACAGAAAAAUUAUCCUUUGGUCAAUGUUUCAAUUACAAGUAGUGGUAUCAGGUUAACGCAGCAACGUUUCCUACUAAGAGAAAGCAGUCAAGACGAUCAUACAUUUUUAUGGGAAAUACCAGUUACUUACACGACCAAUGCGCAUCCAGAUUUCGAACAAGAUUAUAGGAAUAUUACAUGGAUGAAUACGAGUGAAAUCAGCAUUCCAGUACCCGAAAUUACAGAUGUAAACUUCCUCUGGGUUAUUUUAAAUAUCCAGGAAUAUGGUUACUUCCGAGUUAAUUACGAAAAAACAAUUUGGGAUAGAAUAAAUGGACAACUCAUUGGAAACCAUAGCGUUAUCCACGUCGUAAACAGAGCGGCUCUUAUAAGUGAUGCCUGGGCCUUGAAUAAAGCAGGUAUUUUGGAUAUAGAGACUGCUUUGCAUACGUUGGAUUAUCUAAAUAGCGAAACAGAAUAUAUCCCUUGGGGAGCAGCAAUUAAAGAAUUAGUAUAUCUUGAUAGAAUGCUGGUUUCCACACCAGUUUAUGGAAAUUUUGAACGCUUCAUGAUUGACAAAGUUAACAAGACUUUUAUGGAAUACCAGCUUAAUAUAUCUAUAGACCAGUCAGUUCAGAAAAUAUUACUUCAGAGUUCUGUAGCCAGUCGUGCAUGUAAAUAUGGUAUCAAAACAUGCGCAGAUGAAGCUACGAGGAUAUUUAAUGCAUGGAAAGACAAAAUAGAAGACUACAUCAUUCCACCAGAUGUACGAAGAACUGUAUUAUGUACAGCUCUGAGACAUGGAAGUUCGGCGGACUGGGAUUUCCUCUUCAGUAGAUAUGCUAAUAGUUCCUCUAAUGACCAAAGAACUUAUUUAGAUGCAUUGAGCUGUUCAAGAGACAACUGGGUUUUACAUAGGUAUCUUGAUUAUAGCAUAGGAAAAGGCGACACAACAAUUCGAUCACAGGAUGCUCGUUUUGCAAUAUUGGCAGUAGCUUCAAACCCUCUAGGUCUUCAAAUGACUUGGCGGUUUGUUCGUUCAAAUUGGAAAUAUAUUGUCGAAGAUUCUGGACUCGACAGUUAUGCACUAAAUCAAAUUGUUUUUGGAAUGGCAAGGUUAUUGUAUACAGAUUAUGAUAUAGAGGAGGUACAAAAGUGGAAAACAGAACACUUGAAGUUAGCUAAUUCAUUACCAGGAUUUGAACAAGGAAUCGAAACCAUAAUAAAUAAUAAAGCUUGGGUCGAUCACAAUUAUAACGAUAUGGCAAAUUGGCUUAAGACAAAUUAUCCUAAUUAGAACUUGUGACAGUGUUAUUAGAAAAUGGAAUCAAAAUGUGCAUUUUGUGUAAGAAAAGAAAGCACUCACUCUGGGAUUUGUUCAUACUAUAUUUUUAGAUUAUUUGUUGUGUACCUGUUUUCUCGAUGCUUCUAAUUUAUUUUGUCAGCAUAUUACAUCUUUUAAACACACUUUACUUUGAUUACAUGCGUAAAUUACUUAAUAUCUUAUGCUAAACAUUGAAAAUAAUCAUUACCAGGUAUUAAUGUUAAAAUUGGCUAAGUUAUGUAACCUUUUGUUAGCAAUAAUUCGUAUGUUUCUCUGUCCUAUAUGUUCUCCCAUUUAUUUGUAUUGUAGUCCUGUCAUGCAAUGUUGUCAUUUUAAUGUUAUAUUUAACAUUUCCAUAAAAGCGGGAGGUUUGGCUAGCCACAAAACCAGGUUCAACCCACCAUUUUUUUCUUAAAAUGUCCUGUACCAAGUCAG